Molecule: messenger RNA, 417 nt
Organism: Cryptomeria japonica (Japanese cedar)
Lineage: Eukaryota; Viridiplantae; Streptophyta; Pinopsida; Cupressales; Cupressaceae
Product: germin-like protein subfamily 1 member 16
Exons: 3
Coding region: 1-417 (138 amino acids)
Cellular component (GO): cell wall
Molecular function (GO): manganese ion binding
Source: RefSeq, a predicted model, not a curated record
AUGGUUCCGUGUGGAGCAAAUCUACCACAGACACAUCCACGAGCUUCAGAAAUGCUUACUCUUAUCUCCGGAGGGUCUCUUCAAUUUGGUUUUGUUGACACUCAAGGUCAAGCUUUCAUCGAUAUUUUGCAUCCUGGAGAUGUCACUAUAGUUCCGAGGGGUAAGCUCCAUUUUGAGCUUAAUGUUGGAAAUGAAGAAGCUAAUUAUAUCUCUGCUCUCAACAGCCAAAAUCCUGGUGUCGUGACGAGCAGCGUGUCAAUAUUGACUCUUCCGUUGAGAAGUGUGGCGACAGCUUUCAACAUCACCCAACAAGCUGUCAAGAAAUUAGAUUCAACGAUAUAUGCCAGUGCAACGGGACUGAAGAAAACAUCCAAAAGCGGUUGUGUUCCAGGGAGAGAUAUUACUGUAGACUUUUAA